This is a messenger RNA of Diorhabda sublineata, 1133 nucleotides long. RefSeq names its product histone H1-like. The coding region runs from base 155 to 1018 and encodes 287 amino acids. Gene Ontology annotation, biological process: negative regulation of DNA recombination; chromosome condensation; nucleosome assembly. The transcript has a single exon. Gene Ontology annotation, molecular function: nucleosomal DNA binding; structural constituent of chromatin; double-stranded DNA binding. Gene Ontology annotation, cellular component: nucleus; nucleosome. NCBI's taxonomy places the organism in Eukaryota, Metazoa, Arthropoda, Insecta, Coleoptera, Chrysomelidae. The record is from RefSeq and is a predicted model, not a curated record.
UUAAAAGUCUUUUAUACUUUUAAGUAUAUAGAGAGGUGAAAUUUUAUAAAACUAAAUAUAAAAGUACAUCCAAUAUUUUUUUUUUUUUUUUUUAUAUCAGUUUAGUGUAGUUUAUCGACGAUAUAAUAACACUCAAGGUUGUUUGUUAGUAGUUAUGGCGGAUACAGAAAAUCAAACUUCGGUUGUAACCGCAACGUCUGCGUCUAAUUCACCGCAGGUUUCGUCGUCUCCAAUAAAUAAAAAGGAAAAAAAAGCUAAAAAUCCUAGGACCAAACCAUCUCAUCCACCGACUUCGGAAAUGGUAAACAAUGCGAUCAAAGGUUUAAAGGAACGCGGAGGCUCAUCUUUACAAGCAAUUAAAAAGUAUAUUGCUGCCAAUUAUAAAGUUGAUGCAGAAAAAGUAGCGCCAUUCAUCAAAAAAUAUUUGAAAGCAUCUGUAGUAUCGGGAUCUUUGGUACAAACUAAAGGUAAAGGAGCUUCCGGAUCAUUCAAGUUAGCUUCGGCAACUUCGACUGGUGGUACUUCGGCUAAAACGAAUGCUAUUGACAAAAAGAAAAAGAAAACAGCCGCUUCUACUCCAGGCGUAACUAAAUCCAAAAAAAUUGUAACAGCAGCAAAAAGAAAUGCUAUUAUUGCAGGAGGAGGAGGAGUGGAUAAAUCGAAAAGUAUUAAGAAAUCUAAUAAAGGCAAAAAAACGACAGGUACAGCAGCGGCUUCCUUAAAAACUUCGACAACAACACCAACUACUGAUAAGAAAGGCGUUAAAGUUGCCAAAAAAACAGAUAAAAAAUCUUCGGCUAAAGGAGGAGUCGCCGCCGCCGCUUCCAAUACAGCCAGUGCCGCAUCAUCCGAAAUUAAAACGAAGAAUCCUACUAAAGCAAAAAAAUCCAAUAAAGGCAGUCCCACGAAAAAGCCGAAAGCACCAAAACCGAAAACUGCGAAAGCAGCUGCUAGCAGUUCCUCUCCUAAAGCAAGAAAAGCCGCCGCCGCCGCCGCCGCUCCUAAAAAGAAGAAAUAAAAAGAAUAUUUUUUUUCUGACAGAAAGAUAGUACAACAAUCGAGAAGUAUUAUCGGACUGAUGAUGGGUACGACGACAAUCGACAAUAAUAACAAAUGGCCCUUGUCAGGGCCAC